Zingiber officinale is the source of this 1778-nucleotide messenger RNA. RefSeq names its product allene oxide synthase 1, chloroplastic-like. The coding region runs from base 20 to 1567 and encodes 515 amino acids. Gene Ontology annotation, biological process: sterol metabolic process. The record is from RefSeq and is a predicted model, not a curated record. Gene Ontology annotation, molecular function: iron ion binding; monooxygenase activity; heme binding. The transcript has a single exon. Lineage: Eukaryota; Viridiplantae; Streptophyta; Magnoliopsida; Zingiberales; Zingiberaceae.
ACCGCCAAACUCCGGCGACAUGGCCACUGCAUUCCUAGCCUUCUACCCUGCCUCACCGCCUUUUCUCUGCUCGAUGGGCCGUCGUCUGGCGUCCACGAUCAAAGCGACCUCGAUAUACUCGGAGAAAUCGGCAACUUCCUUUUCUUCGCCGGAUCCGGAGCUGCCGCUGCGUAAGAUCCCCGGCGACUACGGCCUCCCCUUCAUUGGCCCUAUCUCCGACCGCCUCGCCUACUUCUACCACCAGGGUUGCGAGGAAUUUUUCAAAUCCCGCAUGCGGUUCCACAACUCGACCGUCUACCGCGUCAACAUGCCCCCCGGCCCGUUCCUCGCCGCAGACCCCCGCGUCAUCGUCCUCCUCGAUGCUGCCAGCUUCCCGGUCCUCUUCGACACGUCCCGCAUCGAGAAGCGCGACCUCUUCACUGGCACCUUCAUGCCCUCCACUGAACUCACCGGAGGCUUCCGCGUCCUCUCCUAUCUCGACCCCUCGGAGCCAAACCAUGCUCCCCUCAAGCGCUUGCUCUUCUUCCUCCUCUCCCGUCGCCGCCACGCCGUGAUCCCCGAGUUCCGCCGCACCUAUGGCACCCUCUUCGAAGCCAUGGAGGCCGAGAUCGCUGACGGCAGCCGGGCCGACUUCGGCGCUGCGAAUGACCGAGCGGCCUUCGACUUCCUCGCGCGCGCUUUCUUCGACCGAGAUCCGGAGGCCUCUGAGAUGGGCCUAGAUGGGCCGGGCUUGAUCACUAAAUGGGUUCUCUUUCAGCUAGGGCCGCUCCUAACCCUCGGCCUCCCAGCCUACCUCGAGGACCUCCUCCUCCACUCCUUCCGCCUCCCGCCGGCCCUAAUCCGUGCCGACUACCAUCGUCUCGCCGAGUUCUUCCGCGAGUCAGCAGGGCCAGUGGUCGACGAGGCCGAGCGCCUCGGCAUCUCGCGAGAGGAAGCCCUCCACAACAUCCUCUUCGCUACCUGCUUCAAUUCCUUCGGCGGCAUGAAGAUCCUCUUCCCCAACCUGGUGAAGUUGAUCGGCCGCGCUGGGGCGCGGCUCCACGGACGCCUGGCGCAGGAGGUGCGCGACGCGGUGCGCGAGGUCGGUGGUGGGGAGGUGACGAUGCGGGCGGUGGAGGCGAUGCCACUGACGGCGUCGGCGGUGUACGAGGCGCUCCGGAUCGAGCCACCGGUGCCGAUGCAAUACGGGCGGGCAAAGCGGGACCUAGUGGUGACCAGCCACGACGCCGCGUUCGAGGUGCGCGCGGGGGAGAUGCUGUUCGGGUACCAGCCGUUCGCGACGCGCGACCCGCGGGUGUUCGAUCGGCCCGAGGAGUUCGUGGCGGACAGGUUCUUAGGAGCGGAGGGGGCGGCGCUGCUGCGGCACGUGUUGUGGUCGAAUGGGCCGGAGACGGAGGCGCCGACGACGGAGAACAAGCAGUGCGCCGGAAAAGACUUCGCGGUGAUGAUAGCGCGGCUGUUGCUCGUCGAGAUUUUCCUGCGCUAUGACUCCUUCGAGAUUGAGGUUGGGACGUCGACGAUCGGUUCCUCCGUCAAGCUCACCUCGCUCAAGAAAGCAACCUUCUGAUACGAGGCGAGGAAAUAGCAAUCGAGAUAUUUAGCUAAUGUCUUUAAGUAGUGCGUUUCACGUGAGUAACAAAGUCUGUUAUUAAAAAAAAAAUAAAAUAAUAAUCAUCCAACAACCAUUAAUCCAUCAACCGCUAGAGUAAAUUAUUAACUCGAAGUUGAGCUAUUUACCAGACAUUUUUUUAUAAAAAAAAUCAACUUAUGAAAAAUCU